AUGGUUCACCCGAUACUGCCAAGCAGCGACAACGUCAAAGAUCCCGAGUCUAUUGACGCCCCGUCACUCGCUAGUCCCAUCAUCUCCAUGCUUUCCCGUCUCCAUUGCCUAGUUAUUGGACCAGGUCUAGGUCGCGACGGAGUUACGCUCAAGGUGGUCACGGAGGUGAUGAAGGAAGCCCGGUCCCGAUCGAUACCGUUUGUUUUGGAUGCGGACGGUCUGCUCCUUGUCACGGAGGACCCGGAUCUAGUGAAGGGCUAUAAGGAGUGUAUUCUCACUCCCAAUGUAAAUGAGUUCAGUCGCCUGGCGAAAGCCCUGGGCAUUGACGUCCCCAGCCAGGCCGAGAUUGGCUCUAAGCCUGGUGGCGGCGACAAGACUAGCGAGGAGACUAGGGCUUGUGAACAGCUUUCUCAGGCUCUGGGUGGUGUUACUAUCAUUCAGAAGGGUCCUCAUGAUAUUAUUUCGAAUGGGGUCACCAGCAUUGUCUCCGACAUUCAGGGCGGGCUGAAGCGGAGUGGUGGACAGGGAGAUACGCUUACUGGCUCGCUGGGCACACUCUUGGCCUGGAGGGCGGCUUACCAUAACGGACUCUGGGAUUCGGGAGAGCAGGACAACAAGAAGGAGGCUGAGACCAAGCAAGAUGUUCAGGCGGAGCUGGAGUCCGAGAAUAAGAGGAUGUCCCCUACCACGACAUUGCUUCUUGCGGCGUUCGCGGGAAGCAGUAUCACGAGGGAGUGCUCUCGUCGUGCCUUUUUGGCCAAGGGACGGAGCAUGCAGGCUAGCGAUCUCACCGAUGAGGUCCAUGAAAGCUUCCUGCAGCUGAUUGGGGAACCAGAGGCGUCGAAAAUGCGCUUGUAG
This is a messenger RNA of Aspergillus luchuensis, 858 nucleotides long. RefSeq names its product ATP-dependent (S)-NAD(P)H-hydrate dehydratase. The record is from RefSeq and is a predicted model, not a curated record. NCBI's taxonomy places the organism in Eukaryota, Fungi, Ascomycota, Eurotiomycetes, Eurotiales, Aspergillaceae. Gene Ontology annotation, biological process: metabolite repair. The transcript has a single exon. Bases 1 to 858 code for a protein of 285 amino acids. Gene Ontology annotation, molecular function: ATP-dependent NAD(P)H-hydrate dehydratase activity.